AUGGUGCUCUCAAAUGCAACAGAAAAUUUUGAUCGCACCAAUAAGCUCGGACAGGGUGGCUUUGGUUCUGUUUACAGAGGGAAAUUGCCAAAUGGAGUAGAAAUUGCUGUAAAAAGGCUAGCAAGAUCCUCAAACCAAGGGGUGGAAGAGUUCAUGAAUGAGGUUGAGGUGAUUUCUCGGCUUCAGCACCGCAAUCUUGUUAAACUUCUUGGUUGUUGUGUUGAAUCAGAAGAAAAACUGCUAGUUUAUGAAUACAUGCCAAAUGGAAGCUUGGAUACCUAUCUCUUUGGUUCCCAUAAACAUGACUUUCUUAAUUGGCAAACACGCAAAUUAAUUAUUAAGGGAAUCUGUCGAGGCCUCCUUUACCUACAUCGCGAUUCAAGGUUAAGGAUUAUUCACAGAGAUCUAAAGGCAAGUAAUAUCUUGUUGGAUGAAGUGUUUAACCCUAAAAUAUCCGACUUUGAUAUGGCAAGGAUUUUCGGUGGCAAGAAAUAG
This is a messenger RNA of Salvia splendens (bonfire salvia), 495 nucleotides long. RefSeq names its product G-type lectin S-receptor-like serine/threonine-protein kinase At1g11330. NCBI's taxonomy places the organism in Eukaryota, Viridiplantae, Streptophyta, Magnoliopsida, Lamiales, Lamiaceae. The record is from RefSeq and is a predicted model, not a curated record. The coding region runs from base 1 to 495 and encodes 164 amino acids. Gene Ontology annotation, biological process: protein phosphorylation. Gene Ontology annotation, molecular function: protein serine/threonine kinase activity; ATP binding. The transcript has 3 exons. Gene Ontology annotation, cellular component: plasma membrane.